AUGAAAAGAUUGAAGGUGGCGAUGAACGAUUGGAGCUUGAGAGUUUUUGGUAAUAUAAACUCUCGAUUAAAGCAAGAUCAGCUUCGCUUUGAGGUGGCUGCUAUGGCCUCUGAUGAAGAUCCAAGUGAUUCAGCAAAGUUAAAUUCUGUGAAAUAUGCUAUGGCUAUUCUCUCACAGACAAGGCUUCAGCAAAAUAAUAUGUUAAAGCAAAAGGCUAGGAAUCAGUGGCUCUUGCAGAGUUCUAACAAUACCAAUUUUUUCCACAACAACAUUCGUAUUCGGAGGAGCAGCAACACUAUUUCUGAAUUAGUGGAUGCUAAUGGCGAUACCAUUUCUGACUAUGACCUGUUGCAUGAUCAUGUCGUGCAAUAUUAUGAGGAUAAGUUUAAUGGCCAUGAGAUAUAUGGGCCGGGUCCGGAUGGAUUUUCUGGGUGUUUUUGUCGUCAUUGCUGGGAUAUAAUUCAUGAAGAUUUGGAAAAUGCCAUUAUCUACAGUUGGAACACUGGUCACAUUCCUAAUGCUACUAGACUAAGCAGUGUGUUGGAUAAGCUUGUUUCUGAGGAACAUGUAGCUUUUAUGAAAGGUCGAAACAUCCAUGAGAAUAUCAGUUUGGCAUCUGAGAUGGAUAAUGAGCUCCAUAUCAAACGCAAAGAUGGCAACCUUGGUCUUAAACUUGCCAUCUCUCAGGCAUUUGACACGAUUAAUAGAGGCUUGCGGCAAGGUGAUCCUCUGUCUCCUUUGAUUUUUGUUUUGAUUGAAGAUGUUCUCAGUAGGAAUAUUACGAAAAAAUUUCGUGAUAAGAAGAUGACUCCUAUGGUUACAAGGAAUGGUUUUUCGCCUACUCAUGUUGUUUUCGCUGACGACAUUAUGAUUUUCUGUAAGGGUAACCUUAAGAGUGUGCAUAAUCUGGUGGAGUUGUUGGGUAAAUACCAAGCUGCUUCUGGUCAAACAGUUUGUCGUCAAAAAAGUAAAAUUUACUAUGGUGGUGGGUCUUUGAGUAGGAGAACUUUACUGGUUGACUUCUUGGGAAUGAAUGUGACCACGUUUCUGGAUCGUUAUUUGGGAAUUCAGAUUAUGCCUGGCACGGUUCGUUAUCAUCACAUUAGUAAUGUGAUUGAGAAGAUUAAGGCUCAACUUGCAGUCUAUAAAUGGCCAAAAAAAUUCAUUGUGCAAUGUGAGAGAGCAAUUAGAAAUUUUAUUUGGUCGGGUGAUUCCAACAUUAGCCGUGCUGUGGUGGUGGCUUAUGAUAAAGUUUAUUGCCUCUUUGAGGAGGGUGGGCUUGGCUUAACUCGUAUGGCUACUAUGAAUAAGGCGCUCCUUAUGAUACUGUGGUGGAAAAUCAGAAAUUCUAAGAAGAAAUGGGCUGGUUUUCUUAGAACUAAAUAUUUCACUAGGAAUGAGUGCAUUAAAACUAGUGGAGUUAAAUCCUCUAUUCUUCCAGGUAUCAGAUGGGUUUAUAAGAUUGUGGAGAGCAAUAGUAAGGUCAUAAUUGGAGAUGGUAGGACAACUUCUCUUUAUUUUGAUAAUUGGUGCAUUGAUGUGUGUAUUGCAGACAUACUUAAUGAUCAUAACCUGGAUAGAAAUGCUAUGGUGAGUGAUAACUGGUACGGUGUGCAUUGGACUUUCACUGCCGAGCAGAUGGAGCUUUUUGCAACAGAUGGAGUAAAUGUUGCGGACAUGCCUUUACAGUAG
Molecule: messenger RNA, 1692 nt
Organism: Papaver somniferum (opium poppy)
Lineage: Eukaryota; Viridiplantae; Streptophyta; Magnoliopsida; Ranunculales; Papaveraceae
Exons: 5
Coding region: 1-1692 (563 amino acids)
Source: RefSeq, a predicted model, not a curated record